This is a messenger RNA of Strigops habroptila (Kakapo), 2286 nucleotides long. It is a transcript of the gene SNX24, whose product is annotated as sorting nexin 24. NCBI's taxonomy places the organism in Eukaryota, Metazoa, Chordata, Aves, Psittaciformes, Psittacidae. Gene Ontology annotation, molecular function: phosphatidylinositol phosphate binding. The record is from RefSeq and is a predicted model, not a curated record. The transcript is spliced from 8 exons. Bases 747 to 1328 code for a protein of 193 amino acids.
CUGCUAAUUUGCAUGGAUUCUUCUUGAAUUUAGCUGUCUCUCUUUUUAAGUUCCUUUGUGAAAUUUUUAUAUGGAGGAAUUUCAAGGAUUGGUUGUAUGGAGGUUGAAUAUCCAUAAAUCUUAGUGGGUUUUGUAAUGAUUAACUUUGAAUUCAUAAUUAUUAUCAAUUAUUAUCUUUGAAUUCACAGGAAAUAGGAAACAAAUUGGUGAGACUUUAUAUGGCAGCUUAAUGACCUAACUGUUUCUUUCUUAAUAGGUUAGUGAGGACAAAGUUUAGUCAGUCAGCUGUCAAGAUGGAGAAAGGUCUUCCUGGCACCCUGGCAGUGAGGAGAAUAUAGAGAAGACAGGCUCUUGUCAGAGCACUUGGUGGUAGAAUUUCAGUGCUAUGUUUAGGUAUAAUGGAAGUACUUAUGUUAGGUGUGCCCCAUGGAAAUGUACUGGUGGAGGGUUUCUAGCUACUACAUUUUGAAUACUCUUAUUGUGAGCAACCAUUUUUUUCUCCAUUCUCCAUUAUGCAAGAACUGCUUGAGGACUCAUAUCAACUUUUCGUUUUCUGUUUCCUAUAAGCUUGUCUGUGGCUUGGGGAAGGUUGAAACAGCAUUUUUGUAGAGCUUUCUGGAAGGCGACAUUGGUGACAAAGCAGAAGUGUCAUCAUUCCCUUUGAAAGUGGCAUUGUAUUUUUGAUGGGAAAUGAAAGGAGAAGUGUCCUGAAGAUGUCCUGAUGAUAAAGAUCUUGUAGCUAGAACAUGGAUACUUUCUUUCCAGUCUUUAAAAUAGAGGUGCUAAUGAGUGGAAGGAAACAUUUUGUGGAGAAGAGGUAUAGUGAAUUCCAUGCACUUCAUAAAAAGCUCAAGAAAUUCAUAAGAACUCCAGAGAUCCCUUCAAAGCACGUGAGAAACUGGGUCCCCAAAGUCCUGGAGCAGCGACGGCAAGGCUUGGAGUUGUACUUGCAGAAAACAAAGGAGGAUGGAGUCUUCAUGUCAUUGCUGUGGAAGAAUGUGGCAGGUCUAGCCGGCAGCUCUUUGGUCAGAGCUCUGUCACUAGGAGUCACAGUGCAAACAGGAACAGUCAUUUUAGAAAAUGAAGAGCUCCCUAAAAUAUUUCUUGAUUUCCUGAAUGUUCGCCAUGUACCUAGCUUGCCAAAAGCAGAAAGCUGUGGCUCUUUUGAUGAAACAGAAUCUGAAGAAUCAAGCAAACUGUCCCACCAGCCUGUGCUGCUGUUCCUAAGGGAUCCAUAUGUCUUGCCUAAAGCCAACGAUGACUUUCCAAACGUAGUUAUAGAAGGCAUUCUACAUGGAAUAUUUUAUCCUCAUUUACUGCCCAGGUAGAAGUAAUGCGCGGCUAGAAGAAGCUGAAACAAGUCUCCGAGUCACGUGUAAUGGAAUUAACAGGAAUAAGUAUCUGAGAUGUGGAAAUUAUGCUCAGAAGGAAAAGGCACAACCUCAGUUUAGGUUCAAGCAUUAGAUCUUUUUAAAUAAAAUCACCACAAUUGCUGCUUUAAAAAAAAAAAUUAUAUGGAAACAACAGUAUUGAAAUUAUUUAUACCUUUAUAUGUUGAUAUGUUCUAACUAUUUAACACUAAAACCUGAAAGUCAUACACUGAAUUACACUAACCUUUGAAAAGAAUUGAAAGCUUUACUAAUUAUUUCUGUAAUUUCUAUCAUAAAUUACACUAAGCGUUUUUUACAACGGGAUUUUUCCCAGCAUACUACCCAUUGCUGGCACUGGAUGUAUUAAAAGUGCUGGCACUUAAGAGACUGUGUGAGAAAUUGCACCAAAAAAAAAAAAAAAAAGAUUAAGGCAAGAAGAAACUGAAAGCAACUUUCAGUAUUUUGUUCAUUUCUCUUAAAUUAUUUUGAAUCUGCUCCUUAGUAUCAGGUUGGAAAAGAGCCAGUGCACCUGUAUGGAGAGUUUCUAUUGGAAAACAUGCUUUCAUGUUUUGAAAUACAUAGCUCGCUCUCAGGAAAUUUUGUAGAUUUCAGCUGAAAUGAUUUUAUCUACCAGGGGAUUUUUCAUGGCAUUUACGCAACUCCAUUCAGUUAUGACAUCUAAUCUGUGUAUGUUUACUCUUCACAUCAACUUGCAGACUGUAAUCCAUAUCUUAACAUUUUGUAAGUCACAGAGCACACAGCUCUGUGGUAAGCUAAAGCAAGAAUAUGAUUAAGUAGUAAAUUAAUAAAACUAAAAAUGAUAGAUGUAUAAUUAUAUAUAUAUAUUUGUUCAGAUUUAACUGGAAAUUUGUAUGUGUGCUACUGGACCUUACAAAAUAAAGUACUAGAACAUGAA